AAAAAACAUAAGCCUCUUUCUUCACACUACAUAUCACUUGAAGCUUGCUUUUAAUUGAAUAAGUUCAUCGAUCAUGAAGAUUCAUCUCAAGACAUUCUUUCAUCAUGCUAAGCACAAUAUUCUUCUCCGCCAAAGAUCGACUACAACCACUUCAUCAGCAUCAACAAAGUUAACAGAUGUUCCCAAGGGUCACAUGGCAAUUUAUGUUGGAGAGAGCGACAAUAAUACGCAUCGUUUUGUGGUUCCUAUCUCUUGCUUGAAGCAUCCUUCAUUUCAAGACUUGUUGAGGCAUGCAGAGGAGGAAUACCGAUUUGAUUAUCCAACGGGAGCCAUUACUAUCCCAUGUAGUGAGACUGCAUUUCUCAGUGUCACUUCUCAUUUGAAUGUCAUUACCAAUUAAUUAGGAGGUGCAGAAGUAUAGUUCUUCAAUCAGUACCUAUUAACGGAUAAUAUUUGUUAUCCUUCAGUUUAGGAGUUUGUUAUUAGUUCCCAUUUUCUAGUUAUCUGCUGGCUCGAUAUUACCUAGAUACUUCCUGUAUUCUAGUACUCAUGAUUUAAUUCAUUUAGGACUUCCGAUAGUUUCAUGUAUACUUGUUGGUUAGAAGUUUAUUAGUUCAUAGAUUACAACAGUCCUAACUUUACCUGGAUAUUGGACAUAUUUCCUUGUAAUAUCUCAGUUG
Molecule: messenger RNA, 680 nt
Organism: Lycium barbarum (goji berry)
Lineage: Eukaryota; Viridiplantae; Streptophyta; Magnoliopsida; Solanales; Solanaceae
Product: auxin-induced protein 15A-like
Exons: 1
Coding region: 74-400 (108 amino acids)
Biological process (GO): response to auxin
Source: RefSeq, a predicted model, not a curated record